Messenger RNA from Chenopodium quinoa (quinoa), 1224 nucleotides. RefSeq names its product protein FAR1-RELATED SEQUENCE 5-like. Gene Ontology annotation, molecular function: zinc ion binding. The record is from RefSeq and is a predicted model, not a curated record. NCBI's taxonomy places the organism in Eukaryota, Viridiplantae, Streptophyta, Magnoliopsida, Caryophyllales, Amaranthaceae. The transcript is spliced from 5 exons. Gene Ontology annotation, biological process: regulation of DNA-templated transcription. The coding region runs from base 1 to 1224 and encodes 407 amino acids.
AUGAGAAAUGCAAAAAAGCACUUGAAUUUUCAUGAAGAUAGAGAUAUAAUCCGUAGAGAGCUGCGUCGGACUCUCCAUGAUUCUCUUCAUGUUGAAGAGUUUGAGAAAAAAUGGAAGGAUGUUAUUGAAAAACAUAAGUUACAACAAAUUAAUUGGUUUAACGAGAUGUUUAAUCUAAGACAUCGGUGGGUUCCCAUAUAUUUCAAAAAUGACUUUUGGGUUGGAAUGUCUAGUACACAACGUAGUGAGAGCAUGAAUUUUUUUUUCAAAGCAUUUGUGAACCUUAAUACUACCUUGAAAGAAUUUGUUGAGCAAUAUUGUCUUGCAUUAGGAAAACGAGCCAAUGAGGAGGAAAAUGAAACAUUUCGUUCAAUGAAUAAGCCAACCCUAUGCUUCACCGAAUUUGUGAGCGAGAAUGUAUUUCAACGUCUUUAUACCUUAAAAAAAUUUGAAGAGUUUCAAGAACAAGUGCGUAUGGUUACAUAUACAAGUGCAACUAAAUCCCAUGAUAAUGGAAGUGUUUGUGUUUAUGAUGUAGUGACCAAGAAGGCUAAAUGGCCAUGCAUACAAAAAUUUAAAGUGACCUUUGACCGUGAUUCAUAUGAUAUGAAGUGUGAUUGUAGAAACUUUAAAUUUAGAGGGAUCAUGUGUUGUCAUGUGUGUCAUAUUAUAUAUACACCGGACAAAAAUCCACAUGCAAAGAGAUAUUUAGCAUUGCAUAAGGAAUUUGAGGAAAUUGCCUCUAUGGCAACAAUUGAUGAUAAACCAUACUCUUCUCUUUUGGAGAAUUUGGUUAAAUUGAGGCCACAAGUGAAAGCAUUGGUUGAAGAAUCUCAAGAACUACCCCGGAUUGUGAGUACACUUGGUAAAGUUUAUGGAAGACACCCCUCACUUAGAGGUGAAGUUGAUGGAGAUAAUCAAAGGGAAAAUGUAGAUAAUCAACAAAAUGUCAAAGAUCCAGAAGAUCGUAGAGGAAAAGGAAAAAAACCAAGUCAUAGAAAAGGGUAUGACUAUGACAAACAAACUACGAAAUACAAGAAGAAUGAACGAUAUCAAUUAAGUGGGAUGCCCUUUUCAAUGAUGUCAAACUAUAUGGCUAGCUCUUCACAAGAUUAUAAUCGAUAUGGACAUAAUAUGAAUUACAAUCCUUCUUCUCAUGUGGCUCCAGUUGUACGACCCAAUAUUGGUACAUAUGCAAAAUUUUAUGAUGUGUAUAAUAAUUAG